AAGCAACGCCUCUGGGUCGACUCGACUUUUUCCAGGCUCAUAUUACUUCCAGGACAGCCCUUCGCUCGCUACGGAUCACCGUCCAUUCCACUCGUUAUCCUUUUCAUCUGUUAUCACUGCUGUGGCUUCUCGCUACAGCUGCCAUUUAAUUCUUACGAUUCCCAGAAUAUCUCCAAUAGCAGGCGAGCCGUGGUUAAUUUCUCCAACCGCUUCACAGUCAAUCGCCAGCGAGAAGAUCGAAACCUCGAACUGCUACGUCACGCGAGACUAGCAGUUUAAACACGAUCGACACUCACUCAGUUAACCGGAUCUGACGGUCACGGACUGCCCACCUUAUCCGUCGUAAAUUGGCUUUUGCGACUUCUUCUUGGUCGACAUUGUUCAUUCGUUCAAACAAGCCCCAAAAUCGAACACCAUGCAUUCCACGCAACUUCUUCAGGUCCUGGCGGUGGCCCUGACAACAUUCUCCGUCGCCCAUGCAUCUAUCGCUGGUCCUCAGGCGCCCAGGAUACCACAAAUGCAUGAGAUUGUCAAGAGACAAUCCGGGUCGGAUCCUAGUUCUUCGUCGAGCCCAUCAAGGUCUUCGACCACCACGUCGGCCAAGACCACAUCAGCCUCGCCGACUUCUUCAUCAAGCAGCCGCGAGACCACGACACCUCCUGCCCCGACUACUCCUAACCCACCAACACCCACCCCGACCACUCCCGGUCCAACUACGCCUGCUCCGCCGUCGUCAACGUCAUCCACGACGUCUCAAAACCAGAACACGACACCGGCCCCACCUGAGAGCUCAAGCACAUCAAGAACCACCAUAACCACUGUCGUGACUACAACCAAUAGCGAUGGCUCGGUUUCCACCCAGACCAGCCAGAUUGUCCAGGAAACUACUGUGCCCAGUUCCAACAACAACGAGAACAAGGGUAUGGACGAGAAGCAGCGCAACACUAUCAUCGGAGCUGUUGUCGGUGGUGUCGGUGGUGCCAUCGUGCUGGCUGUCAUUGGUCUGGUUGCUUGGCGUGUAUGGGGUCGCAAGAAGAACCAGGAGGAGGUGGACAACUCUUUUGGAACCUCUGCCUACAACGUCGCUGAGAAGCCCGAACCGGUGGCUGGUUCGACCAACAGCCGUACGCCCUUCCAAAGCACUCUAGAGAGCUACCACGCGCCCACCCAGGUGAACACGGCCUCUAACUUCUAAAAGCCAUCGAUGAGCGAUUGGCAGCAAGAACUGCAAUCGCGGAAAGGUUAGCAAUCAGGAGGGCACUGUUUGGCCGAAUGACUGUUACAGGUGAAAUGAUACGAUACCCCUGUGCAUAGAAUUUCUACUGGAGCUCAUUUCAUCACCUCUCAUUGUCGAUAAACGCCGAUUUACAAGUCAACACCCUACAAAAAAGAGAGUUGACACUCUCGUUUUCUAGUUUGCAUGGUUGCGGCAGCAUCGCGGGAUUUUAUUUCACUUUUCAUAAUCUGUUUAAACGGCGAGAAUAGCUUCGGUGUACAUGUUUUUUUUCCUUCCUAAGAAGAAUUUAGGGGUUUAUUUCCCUACAAACAAAGCAGUCUGGAAAUCGCUCAUGCGGCGCGUGUGCUCAACUCGUUCGGCUUUGAACGCACUGGGCUUGUUGUCAUGUAAGCAAUCUAUCUCAUACAUGUCUGGAUGCCUCGGACAAGGUGGAGGAUGGUGGGAGGCUCUCGUAAGCAACGACUGUCGGAGGGUCUUGAUUACCUGAGCCUGGAUGAUUCGGGUGUGUUGCAUGCGCCCCCUUUAUUGUUAUUCAUUUAAUAUCAACCGUCACAGUUUACGGCUUUUCAUUUCGAAUUCAAAGCAAUAGAAAAAUUG
Molecule: messenger RNA, 1834 nt
Organism: Pyricularia oryzae 70-15
Lineage: Eukaryota; Fungi; Ascomycota; Sordariomycetes; Magnaporthales; Pyriculariaceae
Exons: 1
Coding region: 416-1195 (259 amino acids)
Source: RefSeq, a predicted model, not a curated record